Messenger RNA from Solanum verrucosum, 824 nucleotides. Its product is annotated as 60S ribosomal protein L18a-like protein. The transcript is spliced from 5 exons. Lineage: Eukaryota; Viridiplantae; Streptophyta; Magnoliopsida; Solanales; Solanaceae. The record is from RefSeq and is a predicted model, not a curated record. Bases 124 to 711 code for a protein of 195 amino acids.
GAAAUGUUUCAAAAUAUCCAUGGGAUCUUGUGAUUGAAAUUAAAGAUAUAGAAGUCAUUUGCUUUUGCUUCUUGUGUAACAAAAAUUUCAACUAUUUUUAGUUGAAAACUCCAAAUUUCAAUUAUGAGUGAAGAAGGCAAGGACAGUCAUUAUCACCACCAUGGCCACCACUAUGGCCACCACCACCACCAUUAUGGCCACCACCAUCACCACCAUGAGGAGACCCAACCACCCCCACCAUGGCUACCAACAGCACCACCAGUAGUACCUGAAUAUGGCACUUUUCAACCACCUCCUCAACCAGUAAUCGGUUUUCCUCUGCCAGUUCCUCCACCUGGAUCAGUACUUGAACCUUCUGAAUACUAUGCUCGUGGCUAUCAAUCUGUUCCAGUUCCUCCACCUGGAACAGUACUUGAACCUUCUGAAUACUAUGCUCGUGGCUAUCAGUCCGUUCCAGGUUAUGUGGUUGAUGAGAGGAGACCUGUGACAGAGCCCCGCCUUCCUUUUGGUAUUGGUCUUGGCUGGUUCUUGUUCAUUAUUGGUUUCUUUCUUGCUGGCUUCCCUUGGUAUGUAGCUGCAUUUAUCCCGCUUUGCAACAGAUCAAUUGAUCAUCGAGAGAAAUCAGGAUACGUUGCAUGCACCAUUGCUGCUGUUCUUGCUGUAAUUGGUAAUAUCGUAUUUGGCUUGACAUGGAUAUUAUUAACAGCAUAAUGGUGAUCAACAUCUGUGGAGUAUUCGUGUUCUAGCUAGUUGGCUUGAUUAAUGCACAUUUUAUUCAGAACAUUUCUGUAAAACAAAAGUUACAUGUUUUAAUUAGAUAUAUA